Xyrauchen texanus (razorback sucker) is the source of this 594-nucleotide messenger RNA. It is a transcript of the gene clec3ba, whose product is annotated as C-type lectin domain family 3, member Ba. The record is from RefSeq and is a predicted model, not a curated record. NCBI's taxonomy places the organism in Eukaryota, Metazoa, Chordata, Actinopteri, Cypriniformes, Catostomidae.
AUGGAUUUUAAAGCAGUGAAAUAGUUUUUUUUUUGUUUCAUUUUUAUGAUGCAGGCAUCCAUGGAGCAGAGGUCAACAAAGAAAGAAAAUGGGGAAAAAAAGUCUGCUAACAGUGCUGCUAUUGAGGAGCUGAAGAAGCAGAUAGAAGAGAUUGUGCAGGAUCUGAAUCUGUUGAAGGAACAGCAAGUUUUAAAAACAGUACUCAAUUUCAAGAUCCCUGGCAAGUGUUUUCUUGUGGACACGAUGAAGAAGACCUUUCACGCAGCAAGCGAUGACUGCAUAGCAAAAGGUGGCACACUUAGCAGCCCUGUUUCUGGUGACGAGAAUGACCAGCUGUACGCGUAUGUCCGCCAGACCAUCAGGCCAGAAGGGCACAUAUGGUUGGGCAUCAAUGACAUAUCUAUGGAGGGGGAAUGGACAGACCAAACCGGCUCCACCAUACGCUUCAAGAACUGGGAAUCAGAGAUCACCCACCAGCCUGAUGGUGGCCACAGUCAGAACUGUGCCAUCCUCUCCAGCACAGCCAAUGGAAAGUGGUUUGAUGAGAACUAUCGUGAUGCCAAGGUCUCCGUCUGCCAGUUCAACAUUGUCUGA